AUGUUGUCUACCAAGAAAAAUGUCCGCAGCAAGGAAAAUGUCCGCAGCAAGGAAAAUGUCGGCAUCAAAGGAAAACGUGUACAGCAAGGGAAAAUGUCGGUAAAAUAUGAAAAUGUCGACAACAAAGGAAAAUAUCGGCAUCAAAGGAAAAUGUCGACUGGAAAAUUCCAAGUGUCUGUCUGUCUAUCUAUCUAUUUAUCCCACUUAUUAAAUCUAUCUAUCUAUCUAUCUAUCUAUCUAUCUAUCUAUCUAUCUAUCUAUCUAUCUAUCUAUCUAUCCCAUUCUCUUUUAAUCUCUCUCUCUCUCUCUGUCUCUCUCUAUCUAUCUAUCUCUCUCAUUACAAGAAUUUAUCUAUCUAUCUAUCUAUCUAUCUAUCUAUCUUUGGCUAUGCCUUUUCUUUUUAUCUAUCUAUCUAUCUAUCUAUCUAUCUAUCUAUCUAUCUAUCUAUCUAUCUAUCUAUCUAUCUUUGGCUAUGCCUUUUCUUUUUAUCUAUCUAUCUAUCUAUCUAUCUAUCUAUCUUUUUAUCUAUCUUUUUCUAUCUAUCUAUCUCUAUCUAUCUAUCUAUCUAUCUAUCUAUCAGCCGAUUCAUAUCUAUCCCAGUAUCUAUCUCAGACCUUCUAUAUCUAUUUUAGUAUUUGCAUUCUCUAUAUCUCCCUGUUAAUAUCUAUGUAUCUGUCUAUCCCAUUCUGUUUGCAUCUAUCUAUCUAUCUAUCUAUCUAUCUAUCUAUCUAUCUAUCUAUCUAUCUAGGGCAUGUCUAA
This is a messenger RNA of Acanthosepion pharaonis, 759 nucleotides long. NCBI's taxonomy places the organism in Eukaryota, Metazoa, Mollusca, Cephalopoda, Sepiida, Sepiidae. The record is from the annotation of a GenBank genome assembly.